This is a messenger RNA of Haliotis rubra (blacklip abalone), 1189 nucleotides long. Its product is annotated as ubiquitin-conjugating enzyme E2 T-like. The record is from RefSeq and is a predicted model, not a curated record. Lineage: Eukaryota; Metazoa; Mollusca; Gastropoda; Lepetellida; Haliotidae. The coding region runs from base 241 to 858 and encodes 205 amino acids. The transcript is spliced from 6 exons.
GUUAUUAUUUAGUACAGGAUUCACAACAAUGCAUGUUUCCUUCAGGUUAUGGUUUGUCUGUUUGUUUUUUACGUGAUUAGUUAUAAGCUUAGAGACUGUGCGUGCUACCAGAUGGGCCUAACGCAAUAGUGACAUCCGAAUCCUUUUAAUCGCUGCAUGAAGCAAAGUCGUGCCAGUUUUCGGCAUUCGGCGGGAAGUGCGAAUAUUCCGAGAACAGCAAGAGUGUAAACAACCACCACAAUGCAAAGAAAUGUGCGCAUGAAGCGAGAAAUUCAGAUGAUGUCGGAAUCACCACCUCACGGAAUAUCAUGCUGGCCAAAAGAUGAUAAAAUAGAUCAUCUAGAAGCACAGAUAGUUGGUGGCGAAGGCACCCCGUAUGAAGGUGGAAUAUUCAAAUUGGAAAUCCAGAUUCCAGAAAGGUAUCCAUUUGAACCCCCCAAGGUGCGUUAUGUCACUCCCAUAUAUCAUCCCAAUAUUGACAACGGUGGACGAAUUUGCCUGGACACACUCAAAAUGCCCCCUAAGGGGUCAUGGAAACCUAUUUUGAAUGUAAGCACCGUGUUGACGUCAUUGCAGCUGCUAAUGGCUGAGCCAAAUCCUGAAGACCCUCUCAUGACUGAUAUUUCUAACGAGUUCAAAUAUAACAGAGCGCUGUACAAUGCCAGGGCCAGGGAAUGGACAGAAAAACAUGCCAUGCAGAAAACAAAGCCUGUCUUAUCGGAGGACAUCUUGAAAGAACCCGAGAACUCCAACAGUGUGAUAGAGAAAGGAAAAGAUGUCUCAGACAAUGUUUCCUCAGGUCUCAAACGCCCCUCAGCAAUGUCUGACGUCACAAACAAACGUAUCAAGCCGAGCUAGACUUGCCAGUCACCUGACUAGAAUCAUGAGAUUGAAACUGCGAUCAACUUGUCCCAGUAAGCGGAGCCACUCAAAUGUGUGAGCUUAGUCAUUGAUUUCCAUGGAAUGGUCAGGAGAGUUGUCAGACUGUCGGGAAGAUGUGAAUGCAGGACCUCAUCUCGGAAUAUGAAAAGUUUAGGUUAAGAAUUGAUACAUAUAUUCCAUUGAAUUUUCAUGUUCGCUAUUAGGCAAUGACAUUGAUUUGAAUCUUUGUUUGCUAAAUUGGAGCUGAGCGGUGAUGAAGAUUGUCUCCCAUCAUUCACCAUCUCUAAUUUUAACAUAUGGUCUCAAG